Molecule: messenger RNA, 1766 nt
Organism: Cuscuta epithymum
Lineage: Eukaryota; Viridiplantae; Streptophyta; Magnoliopsida; Solanales; Convolvulaceae
Source: the annotation of a GenBank genome assembly
ACACCCUCAAUUUGACAGAAACCUAUCUAGAUUCGAAUAAGCAACCUGAAACCAGACUAUAUGAGCGGUAAAACACAACUUGCAAAUGGAGUUGCUUGAAUAGGACUCCCUAUAGAAUACUUGGUAUUUAUAAAUGCUUUCACGAAAUGUGACAUUAGUUCAAUAGGUGGAUGCACGGUUGCCGGUGGGUAAGCGGGGCAUCGGAAUGGUCAAGAAUAAGGCGAAAAGUACAGCAGAAAGAACUGUAGAGAAAGCGACACGCACGCAAUUGCACAAAAUGGCCUCUGUAGUCUAGCCUUCCAUCUUAGCUUGCCACCUCCAAGAACUCUCAAAGACUCCAUCUUUCAAUCACAUUCUCAGAUUCACCCUCUGCUUACGCAAAAGUAACACUAUUGUAGUAUUAAUCAGCCAAGUCUUCCCAAGAUUUUAGCAGACCAAAAACAGUCUUUCUCCCUGAAAUCCUGAAAACGUACCCAUCACGCUCUCCCUCCAUCUCUCUAACACUCUGCAAAACCCAUUCGCCAUUUUCAGCCAAAUCAAGAGAGUGAAGAAACCCCACACCACAUGCAUUCAUGAGCUGGGUAUGGGGUGUUUGAUUUCUCAGCUGGCGGCGAAGUUGGCCUUCUUUCCGCCUUCACCGGCCACAUAUCGUGUGAAGAAGCGCGACGGAGACGGCCGCUGGGAAGCUGUCCCGAACUCCGCCGCCGCCGCCGCUUUGACGGCGUCCGUUGCGGAGGAUGCUUGUCUGGAUGUGCAAGUGCUAGAGACCAAGAGGGGAAACAAGAUCGUAGCUUUUUACCUAAAGAGCCCGUAUGCUAGGCUCACGCUGCUGUAUUCUCACGGAAAUGCAGCUGAUCUUGGUCAACUUUAUGACUUGUUUCUUCAGCUCAAAGCUAAUCUCCGAGUCAACAUCAUGGGGUCUGUGUUUAAAGCCCUCCUUCUGAUUGAUAUGAUUAUUCUGGGUAUGGAGCCUCUACUGGGAAGCCAAGUGAAUAUGAUACAUAUGCUGAUAUAGAGGCAGUAUAUGAGUGCCUUCAAGAUGAGUAUGGAGUUAGUCAGGAAGAUGUGAUCCUAUAUGGACAGUCUGUUGGCAGUGGGCCUACAUUACACUUAGCGGCUAAGUUGCCGAGGCUGAGAGGGGUGGUUUUACACAGUGGCAUUCUUUCCGGCCUCCGAGUGGUUUGUCAUGUGAAGUUCACCUUUUGUUUUGACAUUUACAAGAAUGUGAACAAGAUGCGCAAGGUAAAAUCUCCCGUGCUGGUAAUACAUGGAACAGCAGAUGAAGUUGUGAACUGGUUACACGGGGACAGACUAUGGAAAAUGGCGAGGGAACCAUACGAGCCAUUGUGGAUUAAAGGAGGCGGCCAUUGCAACUUAGAGCUCUACCCAGAUUACAUCCGCCACCUUCGCCACUUCAUUCAAGAAAUGGAGAAUUUGACCACUGAAGUCCGACUUAAAAAGAUCCGUCAAAAUCUCUCUGAUCUAAACAGGUCUUCUAAGACCACUACUGCUUUGAGGUCAAACACUUUCUGUUGUCUAGUAAAAUUGGGCAGCAGAAAAUGCCCAAAGUUUGCUUGCAGCUUCAAACCAGUCACCACAAGAUGUUGGUGUUGGUGAACUGGUGAUAGAUAAGGUAGAUAUGGCGGGGAGGGGGUAUAUUCUUUCAAUCUCCAUAGUAAUAGUAGUUCAUGUAAUAAACUAAUUUGUUUAUUGGUUUUCUUUUUUAAUCCUCUAAGUUUAUUCUCUUUUGGGUGAAGUUGCUCAGA